Dermacentor albipictus is the source of this 7333-nucleotide messenger RNA. NCBI's taxonomy places the organism in Eukaryota, Metazoa, Arthropoda, Arachnida, Ixodida, Ixodidae. The record is from RefSeq and is a predicted model, not a curated record.
UUUGGCGCAGCAGCCGCCCGUUCAGCUGAACCGUAGCAUCUUACUAUAUAUGCUCCGGCAGCUAUUGUCGACGUUAGGCGCGGUGUCCAUCACUUCACCGACCGGGAAACAGCCAUGGGUUCCGCCGCUGCCUUCUGAUGUAUGGCGUGCUUCGAAGCUUUAAGUCGCCGCUGCUCCUCUUGUUGCCAGGACUUCUGCAAUUGUGUUUACGGGACUCUGUUUUGCUCCGGAAUUCCCGCAGGGCCCAUUAGAUCUCCCGGAAUAUGUAGGCGACGCGCGGCGGCGAUUCCAUCCGUUCUCAUGCACGAGCCAUGUGCACGAGCUGUCACGCCUGACGUCCUGACCAGUCUCAAGUUUCGCCUGCCGUGGUCCUUUCUUUUGUGCGCGUGUUCCCACGAACGAACUGACUGUGUCAUUUACCCGAGGGACAUCGAGGCAACUGUCAUCGCCACGUGCUUCAACUACCUUGCGAGGUGAAGCUCGUGCAAUCAAGUGACUGUGGCACGGCCCUGAGGGACAACGGAGCACCUGUCGCCACCGCGUCGCUUCGGCAUCUAAUCGACGAGUUCAUCCAGCUACGCUGAAGAACAGACGUUGCCUUCGGUCCGCAGCGCGGCGCGUUGCGGCCGAAGUACGCGGCCACUUUUUUUCUUUUCCAUUCUUUGUGCCAUGCUUUCUUUGUUUUCUGUCGCUCGACAUGCGGACCAUAUUUGACGAGUUCAUCUACCACGGCUCGUGCGAUGACGCCUGUCGUGCUACGCACCCUGUAGGCCUCCGCUUUUAGCCCACUCCAGCAACGUCCCUGCGCUCUGCCGUGUCUCAGACGCAUGACGUUCAGCUCGUGUCGUCCCGUCCUCUGUGCACUUAUGCUCCAGCCUGACAGCUACUGGUUUCCUGGCGAACGAAGAAACCUGCACUACCCGUCCUGCAGUACAUCGACUGCGCGUUCCUGUCAGCAGAGCCCUGUGAUAUCAUACAUCAGCAAAGAAAUGGUGGUUGGCAUAGGGGACACAGUGGACUUGCAGUGUUCUGUACAGUAUGCUGAGGCAUACCCGAUAAUCUGGAUAAAAAUUAAUGAACGUGAUCCCAGCAACAACCUCUUCAUCUCAUCUGGCAGCAAGGCCAUCGUGCCGGACCAGAGGUUCUCCAUUCGGCACGACGAAGGCAGCAACACAUACACAUUGCAGAUCACUAAGCUGCAGGAAACAGACUCUGGCCUCUACCAGUGCCAAAUUAUCCUGGGACCCACCAGCAAACUCAGCUCAAAUGUCUACGUUCACGUCAGAGUUCCUCCGAUUAUCUCGGACAACAGCACAAGGUCUGUGAUUGCUAGCACCGGCCAAAACAUCACCCUGGAGUGCUAUGCCACUGGUAACCCUACACCACACAUAUCCUGGCGGCGAGAGAACAACGACCUGCUGCCCACAGGUGGUGCUGUCUAUCGAGGAAAUAUCCUCAACAUUUUCAAUGUCAGCAAGAAUGACCGUGGAACAUACUACUGUAUCGCUGACAAUGGUGUCGGCAAUGGGGCACGUAGGAACAUUGGCGUUGAAGUUGAAUUUGCACCGGUGGUAUCGGUGGACCGCCCACGGUACGGCCAGGCCCUUCAAAACCCCAUGGACCUGUUGUGCCACAUCGAGGCCUUCCCGUCACCGUCCAUUGUGUGGCUCAAGGAUGGUUACCAACUGAACGACAACCAGUACUACCAGAUCUCCAUCUUCUCGACGGCUGACGAGUUCACCGACUCCACCCUGCGUAUCAUCGCCAUUGAGAAGAAGCAGUACGGCAACUACACAUGCAAGGCACUGAACAAGUUGGGCAGUGAUGAGAAGAUAAUCGAGUUAUAUGAAACUGUGAACGUGAUCUGCCCUCCAGCGUGCGACAAAUCAUACCAGUCUGGUUCCUCCCAUCUGCAGAGCUCUUUUGCAUGCUUCUUGGUCAUGCUGUCAAUGAUCUGUGCCAUUACCCUGAACAAGAAGCAUUGAGCAACAUUACCUCAUAACGUUACUUUUAUUAAGAAAGAAAUGAGCCAGGUUAUGAACAAGAAUUAUUAGUAUUAUGGCAAGUCCACAUGAGGCCUUCUUCAAGCAGUGUUUAGGAAAGUAAAAGAAAGACUAGAGCACUCUUUUUUCUUUUAAGGUAAAGUGCAGCAAAUUUGUGAAGAUAUUACUGACCAGUUAGUGCUAUGCCGGCCCAAAUGUAGAACAGGGAGAUUUCUCAGAAUUUUUUUAUGUUUUUGCCUACUUAACUUGGACGUAAGCCUUUUAUGUGCCUUGUUGCACAGAUGUUACCUGUGGCUCAUAUAUGUUCCAGAGAAAGAGUUGCUCUUUUGGCUACCGUGUAGAGGCAUAGCAUGCUAAGCACUCAACCAAGUGGCAAGGAAUGUGUGCCGACACAUGGUCGGUGUGCCAUAAACAGCCAAUAAGUGAAUCAUGAAUGUCAGCUAGAAUGGGCCCUUUUCCUUGUUUCUCAAUUGCGCUUCUCUGCAUGGUACAUUUGCUCAAAUAGUGAUGGCACCAGUUAGGGUUCAAAUGAAGGCAACAUGGUAGCCGCACAUGCUUGGCCCUUGUGCCUGGUUCUGUCACGUGAACAAUGCCUGCAUUUUCCAUGUCAUAAGACCACCAAACUGUGCUCGUACACACUGUUUGCAAAAAUGACUGUGCAGUCAUUAGUUUACCAAACUGCCUUAAUUGUGAGGAAGUUAGCUUUGCAAUUAUAAAAUGGCUCCAUUACACCGCCGCCAAAAGAAGAUCCUUUAUCAGGUUGUACACUGAAAGCAUAUUGUGGAGUGCCCUCGGCAGAGAGCUAAGAGAUCACUGCCACUGACGAAGUGCUUGUAAGAUUUCAGUUUUUUCCACUCAUUUUGUAUCACAUUUUCCAAAUGUAAGUUUGUACGUUGUGAGUAAAUUAUGGAAGUUUUUACAUACGUACAAAAUUAAUGCUAAAUGAGAAAUAUAUUAAUUUAAGGUGAAGUUCAGUCUUUCCUUUACUGCAGCUUUGUCAGAAAAAAAAGCAAAUGAUUAAAAAAAAUUUCCCACUGUAAAAUUGCAUUGCAAAAUGCUUGAACAGCUGUGAUAACAAAGCAUUCCUUUUUUUUUAUUCACCAUUGAAAAAAAACAUGUGACACUGCCUUUCUUGGAAUUAAAUACCCAAUUGCAAAAGGCAAAGCCGAUAUAUAUCUAAUCAGCUAAAUCAAGUUAUAGGCUUUCUGUUAAUUGAUUUAGCAUGUCCUUGCACAAGCUAAUAGGAUGUAAAAUUUUUUUAGGGUGCUUGCAUAUUGUGACAGAGUGCCACAUUGGCAUCCAGGCAGAGGAACAGUGUCUGGGCAAGUAAUAAAAUAAUUUGGUCAGUGUAGCAUUUCUGAAUCAUUUGCCCUUUUUUUUCUGAAAUGCUGCAGUGGUACAGCUAAAUGAUGUACUAGUAUUGUUUACCAGAAAAUCUUCAACAUUGUGCCUAGUAGUUCUCAAACAUGUAUUUUGGGCAACAGUCAUUUUGUAACUGAAGCUGUUCUUCUUUUAUCCAUUAAGGAAUUUAAAGUUUACUUCCCUUUCAAACAGAACCAGUUAUUCCUGCUAGCAGUUAUCUGUUCAGUCUACAUUUUUUUUGUCUGUCGAAACCAGCCAUAUGUAUAGUUUACUGUUUUCUAUGAGCAUGUUUGUCAAACAUGUGCAUACUAUUUCUAGAAACCUUUGAUGUACAUAGGAUAUUGAGUUUUUUUGUGUUCUCGCAUGAUUAAACAAGUCAGACAUCUUGGCAAAUGUGUAGUGAUAAGAGCAUUAAAAUUCUGCUGUAAGUGUUGUUUAUAAACAUUUUAUAUAGAAUGCAAAAACUCUGAAGCUGUAUGUUCCUAUCCAAACAGUUUAGCUGUGUGCACUGUUGCUGCUAACCAAAAGGGUGAGCAAUUUCCAUGCGCACACUUGCAAACUUUUUUACUUUGAGAAGCACAGUAGAAACACUAUGCUUGUAAAAUUUUGCUUUUGAAAGCUGAUUUUAUGUCAUCUAGCGUGAGUCAAUCCCGUAUGACCUUGACCUGCAGUUACUGUAUAGUCAAUGUUGAGUUUGAGCAACUUAAUACGAAGACAUUCGAAAAGGCAGUCUUUCACGCGACAGCUUCUUCUAUGUGAUGCUAUCGUAAGAACAUUAAGCACCAAUUUUAACAUGCGAGCCUUGCUAUGCAGUGUCUAUGAACUUGGUCAUUAUUCUAACUCACUGUGGAAGAGCAUGUUAAUGAAAAACAUAUUAAAUGCAAGCUAACUUGCUACACACACUGAAAGUUUGGCUCUGUUUAUGUUAUUGUCCAUCUUUCCCAUUCGAAGGUUUUCUGUAAAACUUCAUAAUGAGGAAGAAUGCACAUGAGGCAGGCAAACUCAAUAUUCAUUAAGUGCAGUGUGUCUUGCAGAGACCGUGUUUGUAUGCUGUUUCAGUAGUUCCGUGCAGCACUGUGGAGGUUAAAGGCUUCUUCGACCAAUCAAGGGGGUGAACACAUCCCUGAGGUGCCCUCUCUUGCCCUGGUGGCUGCUAGCACUGCAGUACAAGUUGUGGCAGCAUCUACUAAAAAUGCAACUGCACACUGGGAUCAGCUGCCAUGAUGGCAGUGGUAGAACAUUCGUUCCAUAUUUGCUCUGAUAACAGAAAGGCGAGUGUCCUCAAGAUAUUUCAAUAUACAUAGGAGGAGGGUUGCAGAGAUGGCAGAAGUGGAAGGUUCAUAAAGAGCACUCGGCCAGCGUGUCGCACGGGAUGGUGGCAGCAUCUCUUGAUCCGUCUUGUAACAUCCACUUGUACAUGGUGAGCUUGCUCACAUUCUUAAGUACAGCUGUCUUAUUAAUUACAAUUCGUUUACGUUUACUGCAUGCCUUCCACACCGUUCCAAGCAUGUUGAACUCCAACUUAUUCGUUCCUUUCGCAUAAAAAGGCAGCUUGGAAUGAUACCACACAGUCUGCGGACACCAUUUUCGUGAAGGACGAAGCACUACCCAGGAGGAAGUCCUCCGCGGUGUUGUUGCUCUGCCGCCUACAUGUUUGAAUUUAGCCACUGUCGAUUAAAUUAAUCGUUUGUACUUCUUAAAUGCAAAUUAAUGUCUUUACGGCAGCACUGCAUUUAUUUUGUUUCUCCGCAUGUUUUCAUUCGUACAUGUGGAGAACUCUAUUUUUAUUAUCAUAAAGCAUCAAUAAACAUUUUAUUAAAGAAUAAAGCAGUAUUGCACAAACCGCCCUGUGACCGGCAGAGAAGCUUCCAAGUAGACAUGUUGAGCAUACCACCUGUCGAGGCCAUUUAAACCUCCAUGGGUCCCGAACUAUGUCACUACAUCUUGUUGUGCAAGUAUCUGCGCUUGAGGUUUAUGUAGCCUUGGUUCUGCUGUACAGAACUACUGAAACAGCAUAGGCUGCAAAUUUUUGGAGAAUGUCAGGCAGAGAGAGAAAGAAACCACUGAAGCUUUCAAUGUGCUACUGGUUCCUUCAUUAAACGGCACAAAAAUUAGAGGCACCAUAGCAAACAGGUUAGCCCUGCACAUUUAUGAAUGAAAGCUAAAACUGAAUUAUGUUAUGUAGAAGCCUGUCGGAUGGAAUAGUAGGUCAAUCUGAGAACUAUUAUCAGUCCAACAACAUUUUAUCAACUUUUCUGCAUUCGCUGGUUAAGCCAAAUGGCAUGUGUUAAGCAGCUGUACAAACACAAGCUCCUUGAUAGUCGAUUCUCCACUACCAGGCAUUUUUCAUGAAUGUCAGUACAGUUUGCAAUAUUGUAUUUCGUGUCUGUCAGAAAAUGUAUGGAAUCAUCCAUUCUCGCAAUACUGUGUUUUGAUUGGCUGUGGCUGAACUUCGAAGAGUUGCAGUAGCUUCCUUAUGUGUCAAUACUGCCUUUUCAUGUGAAUCUUCCUCAUUGCAAGAAUUGUAAAACUUAUCAGUGCGAGUAAUGAUGAGAUGAUUGGUUUAGAGAGAGAGAAAACACAGCUCCCACAAAACAGGAUGUCUAUGUUGUGUAUAUAUAGUCUAGGGAGUCCCAAGAACAAUGCCUAAAUGGUUCCAUGUGUUUUCUUUUGGGUAAAUAUAGGGAUUGGCACUCAUCAUCUGUCUGUAAUUUGCUAAUAACAAAGAUUACUGGCAUUCUUACUUUGGAGGACAGAGUUCCAAAAGUGCGUCGUUUCACUUAUGUUGCAACGAUGUGCUGUUGAGUGAGUCAUUAAGGCCCUGACUUACUUUCUUUUUUUUUUCAUUUUUUGGAUACGUAUUUAACCUCGAGAAUCUCAUCUUUGCAUGCUGUACAUACACAUUAGUGUGGUACCAGAGGUGCCAUAUUUCAUUCAUGCAUGCAUUAAAAUAUGUAUCAAAUCUGAAGUCAUUCACUGUGUAGAGGAGAGUCUACUCAAUGGGUUUUACAGGUGAAGCAAAGCAUACUUGGACAGAAGGCUAGCUAUAACACCAUCAUUUCUGCAUUUGUUUGAACCUCUGUGCAUGAAAAAAAAAAAUUAGUUUUAGCUCCUGUUUUCCCUGGCAGUACAUACGUAUAGAAGGUGGUAUUUGCUUGAUACCACUGAACCUAUCUACAUGAACAGGACCAGUGGGAAAGGAAGACAGGGGGCAAGGGGGCAGUGUCACCCCAGCUCCAUAUCCUGCUGAUUCGGGGCAGUAGCUUGCUCCCUACCAUUUGGUAUCCAAUAGAGCCCACAUAUGCUUGUGAAAAGGCUGAUAAAAGGCCUUUGGGAAUUUAGGGUCACUGAACAGUUGGUACAGACUUCUCUUUGUUUUGUGUUUGAUACAGUUUUACCAAAUGGGUGUUUGGAAAGUUUGACAGCUUUCCAGCCAGAUGUGGCAGUGAAACAGAGAGAGGAAAGGAAAGGCGGGGAGGUUAGCUAGACUUUGUUCAAUGUGCUACUCUACAUGUGGAAAGGGGGAUAGAGGAGUGAGAGAGGAGUUGUGCGGUGAUGUUGAGCCUAAUGAGAAGGUACCAAGGGGGAAAGGGUUUGUGGAAAGACUUGGCAUCCUCUGAUGUGCACCUCUGGCACACUCAUUUUGCUGUGUGCGUCCAUUUUGAUGCGUCCUUCCAUGUCCUUUGGUGCUGUUUAGGUAAAUGUUUUCAAGCAGCAAACCCAAGUUUUAGCAGCAGUAAACCUUUUCUGUGUGUCGUGAAACUGCUCUUUGAGAACCCAAGGCUGCUCUCCUCAUACACUGUUGAUAAACUGGUCAGUGAUCAACUGCUUGUAUUUUCUCACAAAAAGCUAUGCAAUGCAUAUAUUUUUGUACUGUUUGAACUGAUGUCCAAAGCAACUGCAGUGCGGUUCUGACAUAAGUCUGUGACAUUUUGUUCCACUACGAAUAAAAGAUUUUUUUCUUCCUC